UUUCGUUUGUAUUACUUCCACGAUGUCUACAUUCAUUAUACAUCGCUUCCGCUCCUCACUGUCACGACGCGUCUUACAUACGACUGCAAUUCGGCAUGUCGACCGUCCAACGGUGUUCACAAACAUGCUUGCAGGGGAUAUUCCACCCCCCGUGCAAGUUAAUUCCAUAACAUCGGCAGGUAUCCAGCUAGCAGACGGACUUAUCCUUCCAUCUGCAUGCAUCUUCCUGGACGGUAAGGUCUUUUUGUGGAACGUUCCCUCGCGUCUAUGGGAGGGCUGGGAUCGCGAGCAUUUGAGUGUAUUUGAGACUGCUGUCCCAAAACCAGAAAUAUUGGUGUUUGGCACUGGGAGACGGAUGGAGCUUCCACCUCCGAGUAUAAGAGGUUACCUGAAAGAAAUGGGAAUACAACUUGACAUUAUGGAUACAAGAAAUGCGUGCUCGACGUAUAACUUGCUCGCGGAAGAGGGCCGGCGGGUAGCUGCUGCAUUGCUCCCAUACACCCCGCACCCAUGGCGGUCAUAAUACUGGCUGCAGUAAUAUGAUCUGACUCUUGCCUCCCUAUGCUCUUCGUAGUAUAUCCUUGCAAUAUAAUAUCCAGAACGUCGUGCGGCAUAAGAUGGCUAUUCAGAUAACGCCUUGCGUUUGCCUUUAUUCACGGGAGGCUCUUCCUCUUCGUCAUCGAGGAGAGAAGGCUGCGAGACUUCGACUGGCAUCAAAUUGCCU
Molecule: messenger RNA, 724 nt
Organism: Suillus plorans
Lineage: Eukaryota; Fungi; Basidiomycota; Agaricomycetes; Boletales; Suillaceae
Product: NADH dehydrogenase 1 alpha subcomplex assembly factor 3
Exons: 3
Coding region: 23-523 (166 amino acids)
Biological process (GO): mitochondrial respiratory chain complex I assembly
Cellular component (GO): mitochondrial inner membrane
Source: RefSeq, a predicted model, not a curated record